Stegostoma tigrinum is the source of this 866-nucleotide messenger RNA. RefSeq names its product probable G-protein coupled receptor 139. Gene Ontology annotation, biological process: G protein-coupled receptor signaling pathway. Gene Ontology annotation, molecular function: G protein-coupled receptor activity. The transcript is spliced from 2 exons. Gene Ontology annotation, cellular component: membrane. NCBI's taxonomy places the organism in Eukaryota, Metazoa, Chordata, Chondrichthyes, Orectolobiformes, Stegostomatidae. The record is from RefSeq and is a predicted model, not a curated record. Bases 42 to 866 code for a protein of 274 amino acids.
GUUACAGAUGAUAUCACUUCACAAAUGAGAAUUUGAAGAAUAUGGAAACAUUUCACAGCAUAGUGAAACUAUAUUAUACAUUUCUUGCUGUCAUUGGUGUCCCUGGGUCUUUCCUGAACAUCACACCUGUCUGUAGUGUUAUCAUGGUCAUGCUUUAUGCAGCCACAGAAUGUUCAGUCUGGUUUACCGUCACUUUCUCCUUUGAUCGAUUUGUGUCCAUUUGUUGCCAGAAGCUGAGAACAAAGUAUUGCACUGGGAAAAUUGCAACUGUGGUUCUAACAACAACUUGCUUUUUGAUCUGUUUGAAAGACGUACCCUUCUACUUUAUGUUUGAAGCUGGGGAAGUAAUUAACAAUGUUUCCUGGUUUUGUAAUGAGAAAGAAAGCUACUACACUGAUCCCAACUGGAUAGCAUUUGACUGGUUUGAUAAGAUAUUCACACCAUUGCUUCCAUAUGUUUUAAUUUUGUUGCUCAAUGCUCUGACUGUUAGAUAUAUUUUAGUCAUGAGUCGAGUCCGUAAGGGACUGAGGGGUCAUCGUGAUGGAGAGAAACACCAAGACCCAGAGAUGGACGGCAGAAGGAAGUCUGCAAUUUUACUCUUCACCAUAUCUGGCAGCUUCAUUCUUUUGUGGCUUGUGUAUAUUAUAGACUUCUGCUUUUACAACAUUUUGGGAAUUAUUCCUGAAUAUUCCAAUGAUUUUUUGUUUGUUUUAGCUGAAUUUGCAGUUAUGCUGUCCUGUUUAAAUUGCUGCACAAACUCAUUUAUUUAUGGAGUGACUCAAUCCAAGUUCCGAGAAGAAUUCAAGAGCAUGAUGAAACAUCCACUUACAUUAUUUAUCAAAGUACUUAAUAAACCAAAAAAGUGA